AUGGCUCCCAGGAAUAGACGUACUCAUUCGCUGUUCAACAACAUUGUGAAUCGUAUCGCCGGUACUCGAUCACCAUCGGAUCACGGAGAGUCACGCCCCUUCUCUCCCACCAAUUCACUGAGUGCAGUUGAAGCCAGUCCAAUGCUUACAUCUGCACCUCGUCCCGUGCCAGCUCCAGUGCCGCAACAUCAAUCGGCCAACGGAGGUACCAGAAGACUUCCUGCUCUACCGAUUUACGCCAACCAUGUUAGGGAUGAGACAAUGGCUCCAAGGAUAGAAGAACGACCACCCGGACUGGAUGGCAACAAUCGGUUACUUAUGGCUAAUAGGAGCAAUCCGAUUGAUCCUGACGAUGAAGAGCAAUGGGUAGGCCACCGGCACCGACAUGGUGAACGCCGAACAUUGCCUCCUCUACGCCAACCUCUUACCAUGGCUCGUAGUCAAGCGUUGGCACUAGCGGGCAUGCCAUCAGAAGCCUAUGAAGGAACGUACCGGCCUGUUCCUGAAGGCAAAUCGCUCAAUUUACCAUUCGCAUCAAGGUCGAUACUAGCCAAUGAAGACACACGGCCAGCUGAUCGACUUGUUGGCCAGGCACUUGGACUUGGACGGUGA
Molecule: messenger RNA, 612 nt
Organism: Cooperia oncophora
Lineage: Eukaryota; Metazoa; Nematoda; Chromadorea; Rhabditida; Trichostrongylidae
Source: the annotation of a GenBank genome assembly